AUGCGCGCCAUCGAUGGCGUCGACGCCGCGGACACCGACGCGAACGACGUCAACGCGCCCCUCCUGCCCGACGACGACGACGCGGUGACGACGAGCGAGGAACACGCGCGCGAUGAAGAGAUUCAGGAAGUCACGGACGCGUCGAGUCUGCGACUCUCGCGCGCCGCGCUGCACGUCGCCGCGCUCGGCUCGCCGCUCAUCUUACAGUACAUCUCCACGUCGACGUCGCAGACGUUUCAGCUCGGGUUGUUGAGUCGAGUGGGUGGGGAGCGCGCGGUGGCGGCGUUCGGUUUGGGAACCGUCGUCUGCAGCGUCACGGCGCACUCGGUGAUUUGGGGACUGGGAAGUGGCGUCGACACGACGAGCUCGCAGGCGAACGGGAUGGGCGCUAAAAGAGCGAUCGGGGAGACGGCGUUGCGGGCGACGGUCAUUCUUUGGACGUUAGCGGCGACGCCGGGUGGGUUGAUUUUUUGGAACGCGGAAAAGUUAUUGUCGACGGUGGGCGUCGAUGCGGAAGUGGCGGAAGCGGUGCAGGCGUUCGCGCGAGUGCGGAUUCCGGGACUUUUCGCGCAGAGCGUCACUUGCGUGGCGUUAAAAACGAUGAUGGCGAUGAAAUUGUCGGAGCGAGUGGGGACGCUCUCUGCGAGCACGACGCCGUUGAAAUUCAUAGCGCCGUGGUUCUUCGUGUGGCGUCUGCGGAUGGGAUUACACGGCGCCGCAGUGGCUUUGACGUGCAUCGAUUUCGGCACGAUGACUAUGUACCUCACCGCGUUCUUGACUAGUCCGUGCUGUAGGGAGACUUUGCGGGGCUGUCGGCUGUCCAAGGUGUUCGAGGAUUGGGGCGCUUUUUUGCGGCUCGCCGUGCCCGGAUUAUUCAUGAGCGCCAUCGAGUGGUGGUCGUGGGAUUUCAACAGCGUCUUGGCGUCCAUGUGCGCGAACGCGACGCUGGAGUUGGCGACUCAGGCCUUCUUAGCAAAUACGUACUUUUUUUUCUACUCGUGGGCGUGUGUGUGGGCUCGCGGGGCGAGCACGAGCGUGGGAAACGCGUUGGGCGAGAGAAAAAUUCGAGAUGCCGCGACGCUUGCGCGCGCCACAGCGGUUUUGUCCCUGAGCUUUGCCUUGGUGAGUGCUAUGUUGUUUUUCAUCGGCGCCGACGCUCUGUUCGCGACUUACACGCAAGAUGACAGCAUAACACGAAGACUCGAUCAGCUCGUGCCGUUGCUCACGCUUUUGAUCGCCACGGACGGACUGCAGGUCUCUCUCAGUGGGGUCAUUGUCGGUGCCGGGCAGCAAACCGUCAUGACGCCGGUGCUCGUGUUCUCGUACUGGUGCGUCGGGAUCCCUCUUGCGGCGUUCCUAGGGAUCGGGCGUCCAAAACUCGGACUCGUAGGUAUAUGGAUCGGUAUACUGGUGUCAAGCGUUUUACAUUUGGUUUUCAAUGUGAUCAUCUGCUUUGCGGGAGAGAUCGGUGCGCCGUUCGCCAUUCAAUGGCAUAAAGCGAGCGAGAACGCGAUCGAGCGUCUGCGUGAUGAAGGAGCCGUGGAAGAUAAAGACGAGAGUAGCGACAAAGAGGAUAGCAAACUAGAGAGUGACUCAGACGGAAUUCUUUUACUGUAA
Molecule: messenger RNA, 1617 nt
Organism: Ostreococcus tauri
Lineage: Eukaryota; Viridiplantae; Chlorophyta; Mamiellophyceae; Mamiellales; Bathycoccaceae
Product: Multi antimicrobial extrusion protein
Exons: 1
Coding region: 1-1617 (538 amino acids)
Biological process (GO): transmembrane transport
Cellular component (GO): membrane
Molecular function (GO): xenobiotic transmembrane transporter activity; antiporter activity
Source: RefSeq, a predicted model, not a curated record